Dendronephthya gigantea is the source of this 1535-nucleotide messenger RNA. Its product is annotated as serine/threonine-protein kinase Aurora-2-like. Gene Ontology annotation, molecular function: ATP binding; protein kinase activity. Gene Ontology annotation, biological process: mitotic spindle organization; protein phosphorylation; regulation of cytokinesis. The transcript is spliced from 11 exons. The record is from RefSeq and is a predicted model, not a curated record. Gene Ontology annotation, cellular component: spindle midzone; spindle pole centrosome; spindle microtubule. Bases 193 to 1197 code for a protein of 334 amino acids. NCBI's taxonomy places the organism in Eukaryota, Metazoa, Cnidaria, Anthozoa, Malacalcyonacea, Nephtheidae.
ACUUCGUGAAUUAUUUUGAAACGUGUCUUCAUUUCUUCUGCUAUAUUUCCAUAUUUUCGUUGUUUUAUUCGCUAUCUCCGCUUUUCUUUUCAAAAGAGAACAUCUUUUGAACGUUCGGAAGCGAUUCUUCACGAAACUGGUCAUUUUUGCGUUCUCAAAAUUGCGCUUGUUCAUUCGGACCACGGCGACACGAUGCAACCGGUAAAGACAGCCGAAAGCAAUCACUAUUUUGGCAAGGAGGUUGGAAAUGUUCAAAAUAACGCACCACAACGUGUCGUGAAAGCAAAACCAGAGGGUCAAGAUGUCGCCGUUGCUCCACCAAAUGAUAAGGAAAAUUGCCAAGGAAAAAAGGAGCAGAAAGUUUGGAAACUUACUGAUUUUGACAUUGGAAAACCGCUUGGGAAAGGUAAAUUUGGUAAUGUCUACCUUGCCAGAGAAAAAGUAAGCAGAUAUAUUGUAGCUUUGAAGGUGCUGUUUAAAUCUCAGUUACAAAAAUCACAAGUGGAACAUCAACUCAGGCGAGAAAUCGAAAUUCAAUCACAUUUAAGGCAUCCAAAUAUUCUGAGACUUUAUGGGUAUUUCUAUGACAGCUCUCGAGUCUAUCUAAUUCUCGAGUAUGCUCCACUUGGGGAAUUGUACAAAGAAUUGACAAAAAAUAAAUAUUUUGAUGAAAAAAGAUCUGCCAAAUACAUAGCACAACUUGCAGAUGCACUAAAAUACUGUCAUGAAAAGAAAGUCAUUCACCGUGAUAUCAAACCUGAAAAUAUCUUACUAGGACUGAAGGGAGAUCUGAAAAUUGCUGACUUUGGUUGGUCUGUCCACGCACCUUCGUCAAGACGGACAACCCUUUGUGGAACACUGGACUAUCUUCCUCCAGAAAUGAUUGAAGGAAACGAACAUGAUGAAAAGGUUGAUUUAUGGAGUCUGGGUGUGCUCUGUUACGAAUUCCUUGUUGGCAAACCGCCAUUUGAGGCAGAAGGCCACACAGAAACAUACAAACGUAUCUCGCGGGUGGAUUUGCGAUUUCCUUCCUAUGUCUCCCCCCUUGCCCGAGACCUUGUAUCAAAACUACUUCAGAGAAAUCCCAAACACCGGUUGUCCCUGCCUGCCGUGUUGGAGCAUCCCUGGAUCAAGGCACAUGUUCACUCCACCAAGACAAAACCUCAAGAAACUACGAAAAGUGAAAAACCAACGUAGCACUAGAACUGAGAGGUUUUAUGAUAAUUGUAUGUAGAUGUGCAUUUUCACAAAUCAUCUUCCGAGAAAGAAGGAUGAUUUAAUUAGAACAGAAAUGCUUGAAACUUAAAUUAGAAUGCUUGAAUAUUGUCACAUUCUCAACUCAUCCUUACCAAUAAUGGUUUAAAAUUGAAAUUUUGUUGCAAGUUUCAAACACCGCAAUAUUAUAGCUAUUUCUCUACGCUAUCAUGCGCAAUAAUUCCAAAGAGAUCCCGUUGACUGAAGAGCUACUAUAAAGUUGAUGGCAAUGUAUAUAUCAUAUGUGUAAAUUAAACUACGACUAUUUAGCAAUAAAAAAU